CAGCAACUUUGUGAACACACGUGAAUGAUUUUUAGUACAUACUCACAUAAUCUUUAACGAGGUAGCCGAGAGGCAUUGCGUUUUCAGGAAGAUUUAUAACAAAAAUGUCUAAAUAAACUGAAUUUAUACUGCAAUUAAUUACUCUGAGUUUAAAAGGUAUAGAUGGAAAAUUAGGAAUCAAAAUCACAUCACUUUCAGUCCAGAUCAAAAGUUUGCAUAGUCUAUCGAGGUCUUUGCCCCUAAACUUUCCAGAUUUUGUCUCGGAUUUUAUUUAUCUAACACUAUUUUUGAAAUUAAGAAAAAAACAGGCAGACUGAUGGACAAUGAGAAUUUAUGGGUCUACAAGUUUUAAAAUUACAGCCCAAAACUAACUUGAAAUAAAAAGAAAAAAUCUUUUGAGGGAGAAGAAUUGAGAUUGAAAGAAAUGCUCACGAUCAACAGCACCCCACAUGUUUUUUCUGAAUUUUUCUUAAGCCCUGGUCACACUAUGCGAUUUCUAGCCGCGCAGGCGACUGCAACUGCAACAAGCGCGAGUCGCGUGCAUUUUCUCGUGGUCACACAUUGUUCGUUGACACUGCAACUCGGAAACACGUUACCCUAUAAUAAGCCAAUAAAAUUACAGUAGCUCGUUUUUGACUACCUUCGUGAGUUUACCUCCAUUUUACGUUCUAAUUUAGAGUAUUUAACGACAUUUUAGCCACUUUUCUUAUUAAAAUGGCAAGCAGUUCCUUUUCUGGAAUGAAUAAAAGAAAGAAGGCGAUAAUUUUGUUAGAGCUGGCAAGAAUAUACGAAGAGAAAAAUAAUAAAAAACGUUCAUGCUGGGUUUAAACUUGGCACAAUGAAAUUCAACGAGCCAAACAAUCUUGCUUCCACCAGCUGAUGAACGAAUUAAGGCUUUCAGAUGCUGAAGGUUAUAGGGGAUAUAUUCGUAUGGAUACGAAUACUUUCCAAAGUAUUUUAAGGAGGAUAACACCAAUAAUAGCUAAAGAAGAUACACAUCUUCGAAGCUCUAUUUCACCCGGAGAACGUCUUUCGUUGACACUUCGUUAUUUAGCUACCGGCGAAACGUUUCGUAGUUUAGCGUACCAAUUUAGAGUGGCGCAUAAUUCAAUAUCAGUUAUUAUCCCAGAAGUUUUGGAUGCUAUUUAUCAAUCUUAUAAAAGUGAAUAUUUGAGGGUACCAUCUACAGUAUGUGAAUGGGAAGAUAUUGCUAGGGAAUUUGAUGAAAUGUGGCAAUUUCCUCAUUGCCUUGGUGCUAUAGAUGGAAAACAUGUACAGAUCAUAUGUCCUAAGCAAUCUGGAUCUGCUUAUUAUAACUACAAAGGAAUUUAUAGCGUAGUUAUGAUGGCAAUAGUACGUGCAGAUCUGUCAUUUAUAUAUGUGGAUGCAGGCACUAAUGGGAGACAGAGCGAUUCUUCAAUUUGGAAUGCAUCAAAUCUGAAGAAGGCUAUUGAUGAUGGAAAGUUAAACUUUCCACCAGAUAGUCCUCUUCAAAGUGGAGGACAGCCAAUUCCAUAUGUAUUUGUUACCGAUGAAGGAAUUGGUAUGUCUUCACGAGUAAUGAGGCCUUAUCCAAUGAAACAGUUGACAGCUGAGAAAUCCAUCUUCAAUUAUAGAUUAUCAAGAGCAAGGAGAGUUGUUGAAAAUGCAUUUGGGAUCCUGUCUUCUGUUUGGCGAGUCUUCAGUACUGUGAUUUUAUUAUCUCCAGAUAAGGCUACAAAAAUCAUCUUAACAUGUUGUGUUCUUCACAAUAUGUUACGGGAAAGAAAAAUAAAAUCUUAUCUCGCAGCUACUACCAGUGAGAACUUUGGAGAGCAACAACAGUCGAAAUUUAAAUCCAUCAACAGCAGCAGCAAAAGCAAUUCGUGAUGAAUUCAAAACUUAUUUUAAUACUGUAGGCCAAGUAGAAUGGCAAUGAGAUGAAAUUAAUUUAUUUAUAAUAUUAUUAGAUAAUAAAUGUGAAAUGUGAAAAUAUUUAAGAAGUUUGGAAUUAUUAUAAUUAUGUCAUUAUAAAUGAUACACUAUUUUGAGUUAAGAAAUACAACUUUGAUACAAUAAAUUAAAGAUUUUUAUUAAUUAAUUAUUAUUCAUAAUAUUUUUUUCUUCUUCUAUAAUAAGCGAAAAUAUCUUUAUUUGCAAAUCUAAGGCAUUUUUCUGAGGAAGUGUUCGUAGUUUGGUAGUUAUAAUACUGCCAAAUUCAUCAAACACAUCCUUCCUUGGUUCAUUACAGAGAGCCUGAAAAAAUAUUUAAUAAACAAUCUUAAAUGAAAAGGCAGAUAUAUGAUUUAAUCAUCUUUGUAUUUGUGUAAUAUUUAUAGUAUCAGUUAUUAAAGUGAACACUUACUCAAUAAUUUUGAGUUUUUUAGAUGUUCACUCUGAGUUGUAAACUAUAAAUAAAUAAAUUACAGUAUACAUUUUGAAAUAACUUACAUUCAU
Molecule: messenger RNA, 2436 nt
Organism: Centruroides sculpturatus (bark scorpion)
Lineage: Eukaryota; Metazoa; Arthropoda; Arachnida; Scorpiones; Buthidae
Product: protein ALP1-like
Exons: 5
Coding region: 880-1869 (329 amino acids)
Source: RefSeq, a predicted model, not a curated record